GUUCCUUUGGGAAACUGUUUAUUGUGACUCAUUGUCACCUUGACGGUUGUCCAUACCUUAAUUCUCGCCUAGCAUGUCUGGAAUCUGUAGACCACGUCUUGCCGAGGAGCGCAAGCAAUGGAGAAAGGACCAUCCCUUCGGAUUCUACGCAAAGCCAGUGAAAGGUGCAGAUGGCUCCAUGAACCUCAUGGAGUGGGAAGUGGGUAUUCCUGGAAAGGCUGGUACGCCUUGGGAAGGUGGUCUAUUCAAGCUUACCAUGACCUUCCCUGAAGAUUAUCCGUCUAAACCACCGAAGUGUAAAUUCACGCCUCCUCUCUUUCAUCCAAAUGUCUAUCCGUCAGGAACCGUCUGUCUUUCCAUCCUUGACGAAGAAAAGUCAUGGAAGCCAGCAAUUACCAUAAAACAAAUUCUCCUAGGCAUCCAAGAUCUUUUGGAUGAUCCGAAUGUAAACGAUCCGGCGCAAAGCGACGCCUACACUAUGUUCAAAAACGACAAGGUUGCCUACGAGCGAAGAAUCCGGCAGCAAGCCCGGGAGAAUAUACCGAAAUAAAUUAACAACCGUGUGUCUGUAGUUAUCUCCGCAAUGAGAACAUCAGAAUCUCAAGUGGCAAUGUUCACAUUAUGGAUCUGACUCUUCUGCUUCCUAACCUUACUGGCCGUGAAUGAUGCACUUUUUAAGAUGGCGGAUCUAUUACAUGUGUGUCCAAGGAAUGCCUUUGAAGAAAUGGACACGUACGUCGCAUUCUGUACAGUCAAUGGUGUAGGUGGCUUGAAAGCGAGCACGUAAGGGGCACCCCUGGUUUAUA
This is a messenger RNA of Suillus subaureus, 806 nucleotides long. RefSeq names its product ubiquitin-conjugating enzyme/RWD-like protein. The record is from RefSeq and is a predicted model, not a curated record. Gene Ontology annotation, molecular function: SUMO conjugating enzyme activity. Bases 74 to 550 code for a protein of 158 amino acids. Gene Ontology annotation, biological process: protein sumoylation. NCBI's taxonomy places the organism in Eukaryota, Fungi, Basidiomycota, Agaricomycetes, Boletales, Suillaceae. The transcript is spliced from 8 exons. Gene Ontology annotation, cellular component: nucleus.